Molecule: messenger RNA, 5187 nt
Organism: Aspergillus steynii IBT 23096
Lineage: Eukaryota; Fungi; Ascomycota; Eurotiomycetes; Eurotiales; Aspergillaceae
Product: putative ABC transporter
Exons: 3
Coding region: 477-5093 (1538 amino acids)
Biological process (GO): transmembrane transport
Cellular component (GO): membrane
Molecular function (GO): ATP hydrolysis activity; ATP binding; ABC-type transporter activity
Source: RefSeq, a predicted model, not a curated record
CCACCACUCACCCCCUCGGACUCCAUCCUUCGAUCCGUCAGUUCAACUUGAUCCAUCACUUUCAUCGCCGCAGUGGCCCCUGCGCAUCACGGUGGCAUUCCCACGAUGACAAAUGGCUCCUUUACGGGCCAGGAGGAUUUCCUGCCUCGACGACAGGGUCCACCGCUGGUGAGGCUGAGGUGUAGUAGUCAUCAUGCAUGCAGUCAGCAGGCAAAUCUCUUGCUUCGAAGCAGCUGAAGACGAAUAGUCGCGAGGGAUCGACAGGAACUCCCCGAACGGGUGCCCGACGGGAGUCUUAAAAAGGUCGACCAGGCAGCCGGAUUGAUGCCGUAAGAGUUUGCUCGUUGGACCCUCAGCCUUUGAGUCAUCGUGACUCAGAACGAGUCAAACGCGUCCGUCGAGGUCCUCGGACUGCGUGGUCAAAAAGAAUCCUCGCUCCGGAACUGCCAGGGCGGAUCCUCGUCGCCAAGCAACAAAUGAUGGUCGCUGAUCUCCCCGUCGGCGCCUCGGUCGCAUGCCUGGCCGUGACCGCGACCCUGUCCCUUCCCCAUGUUCUGCGAUUAAUUCCACGAUCCAACGGCCCUCCGUAUCAUCUCCUGGCCGAUUCCUUGAAUGACAAUGACAAUUAUACUGCCGGCAAGUCGCCGGGAUCCCUGGUUCAGCGCGUCGUGCUGGCUGUCGCCGCUGGUGUCGGCACUCUAGCUGCCCUCCUGCCCCUUCCUGGCGACAGUUCGGCGGGUGCCUCGUGGAGGAUCGCAAGAGUCCUGCAAUGCGUGGCCUGGAGUCUACUUCUCAUCCAGGAAUUGAUCCUCAUCACUUGCCCCGGAUGUCGCGACCGAUACACCCUGGGCUGCUGUAGUGCAUGGGCGUCCCUGCUCCUGGGCCUCACAAUUGGCGGUCUGAAUGCGAGAGCCUGGCGCGAUGCGGACCUGCGCAUGGCUGUCGGUCGUGACCCUGCGACCGUAGGGGUGCAGGUUGUCGCCGCCGCCAUCCUUACGCUCACAAACCUGUCCAUUCCGCAGGGACCCACGAUGUACCGCCGUGGCAAAGUGGUCGACCGCCGCGACACCGUCUCGUUUCUCAGCCGAUACAGCUACGACUGGGCGCGCCCGACCUUGGCCCUGGCCGUCCGGAAUCAAUGCCUGAACGCAAAUGACAUGCCGGUCGUGGCCGAGUGGGUGCGCGCCCGCUCGCUAGCGGAGCGCUUUGCGGCCACCAGUGCGAUCGCCAGGCUGUGGAAAAGAUGCGUCAAGAUCUACUGGCCGACCUUGGUCUUCCAGCUGAUCAUCCAGCUCCUGUCCGCGGCCUGUCGGUUUCUGCCGCAGCUGGCCCUUUUCACCCUCUUGCGGGAAUUCGAGAAACGCGACGCCGGGGCUGAAAACCAGUCCCGGUUAUGGGUGACGGCCGCCGGGCUCGGGGGCGUCUUGAUGUUGUCCUCCUGGUUUUCGUCCCUCGUCGACUGGGUCGCGGACAUGCAUUUGGCCGUGCCCAUCCGGGAGCAACUCUUUGCCGUCAUUACGAGUAAAGUGAUGCGCCUGAAGGACGUCGCAGCGCCUGCUCAGGACAAGAAAAACGACUCUCCAGAGGCAGCCAAUGGCAACGACGCCGAUGAAAACGCGGUAGAGAACGAGGACGAGGACGAGGACGCGCGCCCGAGAACCAAGCAGUCUAUCUUGAAUCUCUUGGGAGUAGAUGCCGAUAACAUCUCCCAGUUCGCAUCGUAUAACCACUUGGCCCUGGAUUGCACGCUUGAUCUCGUCAUAUCCAUCGUAUUCCUGACAAAGCUCAUGGGGUGGAAGCCCACAGUUUUGGGCUGUGGUCUCCCGAUCCUGCUGACCCCGGUAUACUACCUCAUCACUAAGCGAUACAGCGACAGUGAGGAGGCGCUGAUGGAGCAUCGCGAUCACAAAUCGUCGGUUUUGAACGAAGCCGUCCGUGGUAUCCGUCAAAUAAAGUUCGAUGCGCUGGAGAGCGAUUGGUACCGGAAAAUCAUGCAGUUGCGGCAAAAGGAGUUGUAUCUUCAACGCUCGGUAUUCAGACUAGAACUCUCCUUGGUAUCCAUCUGGUCCUUCGGGCCCAUUUGUAUGAGUAUCGUCUCGCUGGUGGCCUUCAUUAUUAUGAAUGGCAGUCUCUCCGCCUCGAUCGCCUUCACGGCCUUGGCCAUCUUCGAGAGCAUGGAAUCCACGCUCGCCAUUCUGCCGGAGAUGGUGACCGAUCUAUUGGAUGCCAACGUGAGUGCGCAGCGAAUCGAACGCUUUCUAGCCCUGGAAGACCACCGGGAUAACCGAGAGGCUGGGGACAAGAUUUCUUUUCGAAAGGCCACCAUCGCUUGGCCAUCUGACGAAUCCCAAGAGGAAUCCACUCGAUUCAGCCUGGCCGACGUAAACUGUGAGGUCCCGACCGGAAAGCUUACGGUGAUCUCGGGUCGCAGCGGUGCAGGGAAGACGCUCUUUCUACAUUCCAUCAUUGGCGAGGCUGAGGUGGUUGCCGGCAGCGUGACCGUCCCCAAGAUUGACCGAGUCAGCGAAAUCAAUUCUCUCGAGUCGUGGACAACCGAAGGGCGACUGGCGUACGUAUCUCAAGAUCCCUGGAUUGAAAACGCCACGGUUCGAGAGGCAAUCCUCUUCGGACUCCCCUGGAACGCGAGUCGUUACUACGAGGUGCUGAACGCAUGCGGGCUCAACCCCGACAUUGAAACUUUUGCCGAGGGCGACCGGACGGAUAUAGGGGCAAACGGCAUCAAUCUGAGUGGCGGCCAGAAAUGGCGCCUUGCCUUUGCUCGAGCACUUUACAGUCGCGCUCAAAUUCUGGUGCUCGAUGAUAUCUUCAGUGCCGUCGAUUCGCACGUCGGUCGCCAUCUCUACGAGAAGGCGCUGACUGGGCCCCUUUGUCACGGACGAACGAGAAUCCUGGCUACUCAUCAUACCCAAUUGUGUCGAGGAGGCACGGCCUACUGUAUUGUCCUCGGAGAUGGACGAAUGUUGCGCGCAGGCACCCCGGAGGAAUUGACUGCAGACGGUUCGUUCAGUUUCAGUCUCGCAGGCCAAGUCUCAGAGCCAUCCAACCAGAACGGAAGUGCCAUCCCCGCUCAUGAAAGACCGACCACCAUGUCUUUUCACGGUAACCGUCGCUGUUCCACGUCAAGUGGCACAAGCCUAGAUCGUCGCCCGUCUCGCCAGGGUACAUCACACGCGGAUGAGCCGCCCGAUAAAUACUACGAGGACGAAAAACGGGAGAAUGGUGCCGUUAAAGCUCAAAUCUUCAGCACGUAUAUGAAAGCUUGCGGUGGCUACUUUCACUGGCCCCUGAUCAUCUUCCUUUUUGUUCUUACGCUGGCCGACAACCUGGCCGUGCCCUACUGGGUUUCCAUUUGGACCAGGGCCUAUGAUAAUAUCUCCGCGCCUUCUGUGCUAAAAGUCGAAGAACUAUCGAGCCGUAUAGCAAGCCCAGACUUUGUUUCUACUUCUGGCUUACAGCUCGACUCUCGAUUGGCGUUCUACGUCAGUGUCUAUGUGGCACUCUCUCUUUCUUCGUGGUUGCUAGAAAUCUUUCGCUCUCUGUUAGUCUUCCAGGGAUCUAUCCGAGCGUCCAAGGAGUUUUUUGAGCAGUUCACCAACUCAAUUCUUCGCGCCCCGUUACGUUUCUUGGACACUACGCCUGUGGGACGUGUCUUGAAUCGAUUCACGGCAGACUUUGGCGUCCUAGACUCGGAUCUGGCCUCAAACAUGUCGUACCUGCUUCAUAGUACCAUCCUGGUGCUGGGCGCUAUUUUAGCCGCCGCCGUGAGCUCCCCGGUAAUUGUGGCCUUUGGCGCUCUGUCUCUGAUUGCAGCAUGGGGUGUAGCCUACUUGUAUAUCGCGGGUGCUCGAGAAUCCAAAAGACUCGAAAGUACUGCUCGAUCGCCCAUAUUUGACCAAAUCGGUGCUUUACUAACAGGGCUUGCUACUAUUCGGGCAUUUGGAAAGGAAGCCGAGUACGUCGGCCGAAUUUAUGAUCUGAUUGACGGUCACUGUCAAGCGCUGUGGCACCGGUGGCUUUUCGCAUCGUGGAGAUCGUUCUGGCUUAGCAUGGUUGGCGCUUGUUUUGUUUCCGCGGUCGCCGUGGUGUUCGUCGGAAUCCGUAGUCUAGACGCCCCACUAGCGGGAUUUGCCCUCAGCUUUGCCUUGGAAAUGUCGCAGAAUAUCUCAUGGCUCCUGACGGAGUACGCACAAAUGGAACUCGACUUCAACGCCGCCGAACGGAUCUUCGAGUACACCCGUCUAGAGAAAGAGUCUGCGGACGGGAAACCCGUCCCUGCCGCGUGGCCUACCAAGGGUGAGGUCGAAGUCACGGACCUAUACGUCAGCUACGCUCCUGAUCUACCGCCAGUCCUCAAGGGGCUUAACUUCUCUGUGAACCAAGGCGAGCGCAUCGGAAUUGUUGGACGAACCGGGGCCGGCAAGUCCUCUUUGACUCUAGCUUUGCUACGCUUCCUGGAGGCUCAGUCGGGCUCAAUUCAUGUUGAUGGAGUCGAUUUGUCGACUAUUCGACUGCACGACGUCCGCUCCCGGAUCGGGAUUAUCCCGCAGGAUCCCGUUGUUUUUGCCGGAACAGUUCGCGAGGUCCUCGAUCCAUUCGAUAAACACGACGAUGACGAGCUGCGAGAUGCACUCGACAAGAUCGUUGUAGAAGGGGAUGAUUCCCCCGGAUCCUCCAACGACAUGUUCUCGCUAUCCUCAUCCAUUGCCGAAGGCGGUCGGAAUCUGUCGCAGGGCCAGCGGCAAUUACUUUGCUUGGCGCGUGCUAUUGUCUCGCGUCCGAAAAUCCUGGUCAUGGAUGAGGCGACUGCAUCAGUCGAUAUGGAGUCGGACGCUCGUAUCCAGAGAUCCAUCAGACAGGACAUCCACGACUGCACAUUGUUGGUUAUUGCACAUCGGUUGUCAACCAUUGCCGACUUUGACCGUAUCAUGGUGCUAGAUCAAGGGACGGUCGCUGAGUUUGACCGUCCAUCGGUGUUGUUGGAGAAAGAAGGUGGGAUUUUCAGGGCGAUGGUGCAGCAGAGUGGCGAGAGAGCCGCCAUCGAGCAGAUGAUAAACAGCGGAUCUUCAUGUUAGUUGAUGAGCAAUCGACCGUUUUUCAUUGUUGAAAGGAUCGAAGAACCCGGUUUUUGUAUUUUAUAGAAGAUCAAUUGAAUUCAGUUUGCUACCU